Aspergillus nomiae NRRL 13137 is the source of this 1512-nucleotide messenger RNA. Its product is annotated as putative hexose carrier protein. Gene Ontology annotation, biological process: transmembrane transport; carbohydrate transport. The coding region runs from base 1 to 1512 and encodes 503 amino acids. Gene Ontology annotation, cellular component: membrane. The transcript has a single exon. The record is from RefSeq and is a predicted model, not a curated record. Lineage: Eukaryota; Fungi; Ascomycota; Eurotiomycetes; Eurotiales; Aspergillaceae. Gene Ontology annotation, molecular function: carbohydrate:proton symporter activity.
AUGCCAUCGACAACGCCCAAGUACACGUGGACCAUAUUCAUGGUCAUGAUCUUUGGCUCCUUAUCCUCCGCUGGAUUUGGUUUUGACCAGGCCUGGUGGUCCGCUAUCAUGAGCUUAGACCAGUUCUUGCAGACAUUCGGGUCGUAUGACCAAAGCCAGGAGAAAUGGGUUCUCUCCUCCAGAGAUCAGUCAAUUGGCACUGGUAUGGGUUACGUUGGUGUCAUUCUAGGCGUGAUAUGUGGCACGCCGUUGAAUGAACGCUUCGGUCGCAAGAUGACGCUCUAUAUCCAGUCCUUUGUGGUCGCAGUGGGUGUCAUCAUCGAGUCGACCUGUACCACGAGCUAUGCACAAUUUGUUGUCGGUAAAGCCAUUGUGUACUUUGGCGGAGGCAUUGCCACCAACGCCAUCCCCACAUAUCAGGGCGAGUGUGCUCCGCCAUCACUACGAGGGCUCAUGGCGGGCACAUACAACGCGUUCCUCAUGAUUGGUGGCUUGGCAGCUGCUCUCAUCGUCUACCUGUGUCGCCAUAUCACUACCGACUGGGCCUGGAGAGUUGUUGUUGUGGCGCAAAUUGGUAUCCCUGCCGUGGGUUGGAUCAGCUUACCUUUCCUGCCAGAGUCACCGCACUGGCUGAUCAGACGAGGCAGGCUCGACGAAGCAACCAGUGCCCUUCGCCGUCUCCGUGGUCCCGAAUAUCCUGCCGCAGAGGAGGUGACUAUACUGCAACAAACAUUGGAGGAAGAGCGGGAAUUGCGAGAGGCCGCCAGCUGGAAAGAUUGCUUCUCUAAUCCUGUUAAUCUCCGCAGGGCAAUCAUAUGUAUCGGGGCUCAGGUCUUCCAGCAGGCUCAAGGAAUUUCGUUUGUCGCGAACUACCAAGCUGUCUUUCUAUCCCAGAUUGGCUUUCGCGAAGUGCUGCUUAUGUCUGUCAUUGUCUAUGUCAUCGGAGUGGUAGCUAAUCUCUUAAGCAUGGUAACCUCUGACCGAUCAGGCCGGCGCGGUGUCUUGCUUGGUGGUGCGGCACUCCUCGGUGCGUGUAUGAUGGUCAUCGGGGGGCUGACAACCGGAGGGCCGUCACAUAUGUCAUACUCGAUGCAGAUAGCAGCGGUUGUCAUGCUGAUGCUGUGGUUCUUCUGCUUCCAGACCACCUGGGGCCCUCUUGCCUGGGUUAUUACCUCCGAGGUCCCGCCAACCUCCGUGCGAGAGAAAAUGGUUACGCUCUCUGGGUUUUCAGCCUACGGUGUCGGUUUGAUCAUCGUAUUUGUGAACCCGUACACACAAGACGCCAUUGGCGGUAGUGUUGCCUUUAUCUACGGAUCACUGUCGGUAGUGGGCUUCCUUUUUGUGUUUUUCUUCGUCCCCGAGCUACGGCAGCGAAGCCUGGAGCAGAUUGACGAAAUGUUCAAUGAGCAAUUACCAACUAGGGGCUUUGCGUCGUACGUGUGCAAGCGUCCUAGUGAAGGACGGGUGGAGAAAGAAAUCGAAACUGUGGAAUAUGUCGAGACCCUUCCUUGA